AUGGUGGUAGUGAGAGUGCAGAGAGCCCGAGUAUUUCGCUACACGCCGACCGCAAAGAUCUGGGCAUGGACAGUCAAGGUGCUUCCGUUCGUUUUAGUGUUGCUCGUCGUGUUCGCCAUGUGCUUCAUAGCUAUAACUCGCGCUCCAGCUUUACAAAAACGAAAUUCUCUGAAGGUCAACAGCUUACAUGUGGCAAAAUUAAAACCAGAUCCAGCUAGCAGUGCACAGAAUAAAGAUUUCCAGUUAGAACGUUUGUUGAAGUCGAAGCCACCAAACCUUCACUUGUUCGUCACUCAGUUGAAGAAUGAAGCUAACGGAUAUUGUGCGGGAAAACUAGCGGAAUUGCAAGGGAAUGCAGAAAAAUCGAAUGUAAUUUCAGAACGAUUAGAACCAUGUCGACCAAAACCAUGGUGCCCAAAAAUACCACCAGUGUUAUACGGUGCUGAGAAAUUGGAUAGUGUCGCUGUUAAUAUGACCGAAGAGGAAAUCGUGGACGCGGUUGGAUCAAUGGGCGUGGGCGGUUCUUGGGCACCGGAUGAUUGUAAAGCCAGACACUCGGUGUGCAUCAUCAUACCAUACAGGGACAGAAAGGAUCAUUUAUGGACAUUGUUGUACAGGCUCAUACCGGUGUUGAAAAGACAACAGUUGGAUUUUAAAAUAUUUGUCGUCGAACAGGUCAGCAAUGUAACGUUCAAUAAAGGGGCAAUUAUGAAUGCGGCUUUUUUGACGAUUUACCGUACGUACGGCCUACGUGGUGAGGGUGAUUGGCAUAAAGGGCUGUACGGCUGCUAUGUCUUCCAUGACGUGGACAUGUUGCCAGAGGACGACAGAAACAUGUACAGUUGUCCGGAAUUUCCCAGACACUUGUCGGUGGCCGUCAACGAAUUUAAAUAUCAAUUACCUUACCACAAGUUGGUGGGUGGCGUGUUCAACAUAAGACCGGAUCAUUACUUCCUCGUCAACGGCUACUCGAAUCUGUUUUGGGGUUGGGGUGGUGAAGACGACGAUAUGGGAUAUAGGUUGGAACAGGUCGGCUUGCCGAUCACCCGGCCGCCCGAGCGGUUGGCCCGGUACACGAUGGUCAAACACGUGAAGCGCAAACCCCUCGCUCACGCCGUCCGACUCAAGUUGGUGCACACCAGCCAGAAACGUUACAGGGCCGACGGGCUGAACACGCUCAAGUACGAAGUUUUCCGGGUGGACACCGAGAAGUUGUACACCCGCAUACUGGUCGGUGUCGGAGACAUGCCCGAAUACGUCCGAUCGUUCGAGGUCGGCCGGCGGACCACCGCCACGGUGCAGAACAAGAGGUGGAAGUGA
Macrosiphum euphorbiae (potato aphid) is the source of this 1320-nucleotide messenger RNA. The record is from the annotation of a GenBank genome assembly. NCBI's taxonomy places the organism in Eukaryota, Metazoa, Arthropoda, Insecta, Hemiptera, Aphididae.